AUGGCUCCUACUGCAGCUGUCGAAACACUUACUCUGCCUCCCCGGGCCAACGAAUCUUUCCUACCUCGCACCUUCGAUUCCUCGGAAGCCAGGAGUGUGGACUCAAGGCCCCGGAGCCACAGGGACCUUCUUAGACCCAGCGGCAGGGGCACUUCGUUAGAGAGGACAGAAAGGGAGAAGAGAUUGAAGGACGUCGCGUUCUCUAGUCGCACGUACUCUGAUACAUCAGCGUCACCAUCUUUCGCUGCAACCCCGAGCCGGGAACUCGAGCUCUCUAACGGGAGACUGGACCCGAGUGCCGCACCAAGCCAGCGGUCCCCGACGAGACCUCGCAAACCCGAUCAUCGGCUAUCAAUGGGACCUGAGAAGGCGUGGUCGAUUGGUUCGGACGAUCUGAACAAUGGUCAAGAUGGCCAGGUCGAAAAGUCCAUCGCGGAGGUACUUGCAGGGGUAGAACCGAACGCUCGAAGUCGCAAAGCAAGCCACAGCCUGCGUUUCUUCAAGGAGGGGUUGCCAGAGGAGACUAUCAAAAGGAGAGAUUCGCGACUGGGUCCAAGCCCAAGAGAGAAGUUGACGCCGUCGGCAAAUGAUGCCGAGUUUGAAAGGCAUCGAGGGGUUGCACGUGGUGAAGAUCAUUUCAAGAGCCUGCAAUCUUCCCCUGGCCCAUCAGAGGAGGUUCCAGGCCGUCUGGCGCGCACCAAAACAUUUCCGCUCUCAAUAACUACACAGAAGUAUAGCGAAGAGCCUCAGGAUUACUUUCGCGUGCGUCGCGAGCAAAAAGGCCAUGCUGAUCCGCAGAACCCUCUGGAUGGGGAGGAUUUGCACGAGGAACAGGAAUUACCCAAAGUCUCUGGAGGUCUUCCGGUGGAUCGAGAAGUGCAAGCAGGCUCAGGUGAUACAGCUGACGCUGUAGAGGACGGUGAAAUCUCGGGAGAGGAGAAAAUAUCGUCAGCCGUUUUCCUGCCGCACAAGGGCCCCCAUGCUGCCCCCGAUAGUCCAUGUGAUGUUGAGGAAGAUCUCGAUGCGACAAGUGAUCCUGGCAUAACACAUCAGCGGAACGCCGAUGGUUCAGCUUGGCUGGUAAAGGCUGACGAACCUGAGGUUGACGAGCCGAAGUCGCCUGAAGGUCCAACUGAAGAAAUCACGCGGGAUGCCGCUCCCAAUCGACUCCUUGAUUCCGGACCACUCUCCCCUGGCAUCCAGCCGCCCGUGCAAGCAGUAACUGCGGCAUCACCUUUCGCAGAGCAUGAACGUACGCAACAAGACCUGUCUUUGCCUCCUCAACAGGGCUCGCAGGACUACGAAGAUCAUGUCCAUGACCAUCAACUAGGCACCCAUCAACCACUUGAUGCUAUAGAGCUCGUUCCUUAUUCCCAUCAGGUUGGUGGGCAUACAACUCUCUGGAAAUUUUCGAAGCGGGCGGUCUGCAAGCAGCUCAAUAAUCGAGAAAAUGAGUUCUACGAAGAUAUCGAAAGGUACCACAGAGACCUUUUGCCUUUCCUACCGAGGUAUAUCGGUGUGCUCAAUGUGACAUACUCAAAGCAGCCUCGGCGGAAGUCUACUGUGAAAAGAGAAGAAAUUGCUGUUCCCGAACGCAAGAAAAUUGAGCAGAGGGAACAGAGCACGGAUGUGCAGGCUAAUGGCCUUUCGACUCACGAUGCUGAAGAAAAGCCAACUCAAGCCGGUCAACAGGCGAGCACGCAUACUAGAGUGAUCAGCCAAUCUUUGCAAUCAAGCUCGAUCCCAAUCCCAACGGUUACUUUUAUGGACAACCAGCAUAUCCUACCUCGGAGCCUCCUCCAUCCAGCGGCUAAUGCGGCCCUUUAUUCAGACCGUGCCCGUAGCUCGUCAAUUUCUGUUCCAGCAUCACACUACACCUCCAAUGAAUCUACGCCUGGCGGGCUGUUGCAAAGACCCUCCUUGGAAGACCGUCAUGCUAAUAGCUGGGGAACCACUGUGGUCAACAAGAAGCUUCGCCACGAGGUCUUCAACGACGCCUUCCGGAACCAGCCCAUCAACAUUCAAAGGCACAAGAAAGCUCAUCAGCGAGUACUUCCGAAGAAGACCCUGGACCGUUUGCUUCGGCCGCAAAGUUCAGACUCAAGUCUCAUAAGAUCCAAUGGCGUGGAUAUGCAUCUACAUGCUGUGACCGACCAGGAAUCUAAUCAACCUGUAUCAUCACGCAUACACCAGAAAUCUCAGAGUGAUUGCGGUCCUUCCAGCGAGCCUUGCUCAGAAACCAAUGGAGAUUCAAAAGAUGUCACUGGGACUAGUGCUCCCGAGCUAGACAUUCUGAACGAAAACAUGACACCUCAACGCAAGAAACGCCGGCAUUCUGGCAGUGCUCUGCGGAGGAGGCCCAAAGAUGUUUCGGACUCACGAGGCGAUUUGCACUACUGGGAGGAGCCUGAUGAGGCAGGCUACAAGGGCGACAACGAAGGCCUUGGAGGCGCAGGUCCCAAGUCAGACGCGCACACAGUAACGCCCACUCAGGGUCUUAAUGGUGCAGCUGAGACACAAGGCAAGGCAUCGUCUACGACGUCGUCGGCUUGUGAGUCCGCAGAGGUCUCAGGAGCGACGAGCCCCACAAGCGAGUUCAAGAGGAUGCCGAGGCCAAUGAAUCCUAAAGAGGCCCAAACCCAGCGUGGAUCUCGAGUCUCUUAUUUUCUUCUCUUAGAGGAUCUGACUGCCAGCAUGAAGCGACCUUGCAUUAUGGAUCUGAAGAUGGGCACACGCCAGUAUGGCGUUGACGCCAACCCUAAAAAGCAGAAGUCUCAACAGCGCAAAUGUGCCGAGACAACUUCACGAGAACUGGGUGUGCGAGUCUGUGGUCUUCAAGUGUGGGAUGCACAGAUCGAAAAGUACGUGUUUCAAGACAAAUAUUAUGGCCGCAACCUCAAAGCCGGUGACGAAUUUCAGGAAGCGCUCACACGCUUCCUGUACGAUGGGAAGGAUCUUCAGAGCAUUCUCAGGCAUAUCCCCAACAUCCUGCACAAAUUAAGCCAGUUGGAGGUCAUCGUGCGUCGGCUGCGAGGCUACCGAUUUUAUGCUGCCAGUCUGCUCAUGACAUAUGACGGCGACCAAUCCGGUAGAGAUAAUUACGACACCGCGAUCGACGACUCGACAACAGACUUCGCGACCGAUACGGAGGAUGCGAGUCGCGUUCGCAAGCGGAAGAACAAGGGCGAGAUCGAUUUCAAAAUCGCUGAUUUUGCCAACAGCCUCACUGCUGGGGACAUGAUCAAAGACAAGCCAUGCCCACCACGUCAUCCUCAAGAUCCAGACCGUGGCUUUCUCAAAGGUCUGCGGAGUCUGCGCAGGUAUUUCCUCAAAAUCCAACACGACACUCGUACCGAACUGGGGUUGCCCGCAGCGCAGCGCAACCUGGUCUAUGAUCCUCAAAUGGACGUCUCGGAGGACGAGUCAGUGAGCGAGUAA
Molecule: messenger RNA, 3438 nt
Organism: Diaporthe amygdali
Lineage: Eukaryota; Fungi; Ascomycota; Sordariomycetes; Diaporthales; Diaporthaceae
Product: inositol polyphosphate kinase
Exons: 2
Coding region: 1-3438 (1145 amino acids)
Biological process (GO): phosphatidylinositol phosphate biosynthetic process; inositol phosphate biosynthetic process
Cellular component (GO): cytoplasm; nucleus
Molecular function (GO): inositol hexakisphosphate kinase activity
Source: RefSeq, a predicted model, not a curated record